AUCCUCCGUGUCUGUAAAGCUCAGUUUCACCGGAGUGCUUAAAACUGUCUCUACCAUUGUCUCCGAUUACGCCGCGUCACUUUGAUGGGGAAUUCGAUAUCAGGGCGGGAAGAUGCCUGUUAUGAAGGGAUUGCUCGCGCCACAAAACACAUUUUUGGAUACUAUAGCGACGCGUUUUGACGGCACACACAGCAACUUCAUCCUGGCCAAUGCACAAGUGUCCAAAGGCUUUCCCAUCGUGUACUGCUCUGAUGGAUUCUGUGAGCUCACUGGAUGUGUGCGCACUGAGGUCAUGCAGCAGAGCUGUGCGUGCAAGUUCCUGUAUGGACCCGAGACCAGCGAGCACAUCAUACUUCAUGUGGACGCCGCACUUGAGGAGCGGAGCGAGCUCAAAGAAGAGAUCAUGUUCUACAAAAAGAAUGGUAGUGUUUUCUGGUGUCUGCUGGAUAUUGUGCCUAUAAAGAAUGAGAAAGGAGAUGUGGUUCUAUUCCUCGCCUCUUUUAAAGACAUCACCGACACCAAAGCCAAGUCUAUCCUUGAGGAGAAAAAAGAAGAGUGCCGACGCGAGAAGGUCAAGGGCGGGUCUCCGUUCGGCUCCACUCGACUGCGAUCCAGCACAGUUCUGUACCAGAUUUCAGGACAUCUGCACAGCCGUCAAAAACAGAGUAAAAUAAAAAUUAACAAGAAUGUGUUUGGUGAUCCACCGGCUCUUCCUGAAUAUAAAGUUGCUGAUGCCAAGAAGUCAAGAUUUAUUCUGCUCCACUUUAGCACCUUCAAAGCAGGCUGGGAUUGGCUGAUUCUUCUGGCUACGUUCUAUGUCGCUGUGACCGUGCCGUAUAACGUCUGUUUUAUUGGUGAUCAAGACUUGAAUCGUAGCACCACGGUCACCGACAUUGCAGUUGAGAUUCUUUUUAUUAUAGACAUAGUGUUCAGUUUCCGCACCACAUACGUGAGCAAGUCGGGCCAGGUGAUCUUCGACGCGCGGCAGAUCUGCAUCCAUUACAUGACCACCUGGUUCAUCAUCGACCUGGUUGCUGCUCUACCCUUUGAUCUUCUUUACGCUUUUAAAGUCAGCGUGGUGUCAGUGGUCCAUCUGCUGAAGACCGUACGCUUGCUGAGACUCCUGCGUCUGCUACAGAAGAUGGACCGAUACUCUCAGCAUAGUACAGUGGUGCUGACACUGCUCAUGUCCAUGUUUGCACUUCUGGGUCACUGGAUGGCCUGCAUCUGGUACAUCAUAGGCAAGAAAGAGGUGGAGAGCAAUGCAGACACCUGGGAUAUAGGCUGGCUGCACGAGCUCGGGAAGCGGCUGGAGUCUCCAUACGAGGAGGUGGGCACUGGCGCAGUCAAUGGAACGGUGAGCAAUGGACCGUCUUUACGAAGCAUCUACAUCGCAGCGCUGUAUUUCACCCUCAGCAGCCUGACCAGCGUGGGCUUCGGAAACGUCUCUGCCAACACAGACGCAGAGAAGAUCUUCUCCAUCUGCACCAUGCUCAUUGGAGCGUUGAUGCACGCUCUGGUCUUCGGUAAUGUGACGGCCAUCAUCCAGCGCAUGUACUCGCGCUGGUCUUCUUACCACACGCGCACCAAAGACCUGAAGGAUUUCAUCCGCGUGCACCACCUGCCCCAGAGCCUCAAACAGCGCAUGCUGGAAUACUUUCAGACCACCUGGUCCGUCAACAACGGCAUCGACUCCAACGAGUUAUUAAAGGACUUUCCCGAUGAGUUGCGUUCAGACAUAGCGAUGCAUCUAAAUAAAGAAAUCCUGGAGCUGUCUGUCUUCUCUGCUCUGAGUCGCGGAUGUCUGCGUUCUCUCUCCCUGCACAUAAAAACAUGGUUCUGCGCGCCGGGCGAGUAUCUGCUGCGGCAGGGAGAUGCUCUGCAAGCUCUUUUCUUCGUCUGCUCUGGGUCUAUGGAGGUGCUGAAGGACAACAUGGUGCUAGCUAUCCUCGGCAAGGGCGACCUGAUUGGCGCAAACAUGUCCAUGGGAGACCUGGUCAUAAAGACGAACGCUGAUGUCAAGGCUCUGACGUACUGCGACUUGCAGUGCAUCAAUUUGAGGGGUCUGUACGAGGUGCUCGACCUGUAUCCUGAAUACUCCCACCGCUUCGUUCAAGACAUCACUCAAGACCUCACCUACAACCUGAGAGAAGGUCAAGAGAGCCACGUGACAUCCAGAGUGUCCAGCAAGACCACGGACACGCAGUUGGAGGGACGGGGAAACGGAGACGUGAUCCAGUGCUAUCCACCAAUAGCUGAGCAGCCGGACGAGCUGGAAGACGAAGAGGACAAACAGAAACAAUAUGUCAGCGGUGGAACAAAACAAAAAACCUACAUACAGAAAAACAAUCAUCAAACCAGCAAAAAGCUCCACAUUCAGCACACCGCUGUUCCAAAGCCUGACCUCGCAAAUCUCAGUCCAAGGAUUGUAGAUGGAACCGAGGACAACAGUGGUGCAGAAAAUUCCCAUACCUUCAUAUUUUCCUCUGGUCACCAGCACACCAUCAGUACUCCAGCUAACACCACCUCAAGUGCUGCAGAUUUAGCAGCAAAAUCAGAGGAGACCAGAGGACAGUUACGACACCUCAACCAAGAGGUGAACUCUCUAGGAAGAGAAGUGGCCGAGCUGGGACGAGUCAUGCGCAGUCUUGCUUUUCUCCUUGAAUCCAUGAUGGCCUCUCAGACACCAGCUGUCUGUACAUCAACGUUUACCUCGGGACAUCCCUCUCCUCACGUCCCGUUCCAGGGACAGGGUUCCUCCUGGGCCAGCCCACCCUUUCCUUCACCAAUGCACCCUGGGAUACGUCCAGGAGGACUAAUAUCACUCAGACCGCAAGAACAGCAGCGCCCCACCCUCUCUCCUGGCUCCUCGGCUGGAUCUUUUCCUGUCGUGCUUUCAGCUUCCCCCCAUACGGACAGAUCCAAAGAGCCCUUACUGGCCUACCACAGCACAGCUCGGACCCGAUCGCAGAGUUUGGAAACACCCAUUCUGGAUCAUCACCGACACAUUUUGUACACCCCUGGGACAUUACCCAGAGCUGGACAAACAUCAUUGGGGGACGGGAAAGAUUUCAGGUCUCUGGGCUUUUAG
Messenger RNA from Triplophysa dalaica, 3091 nucleotides. RefSeq names its product potassium voltage-gated channel, subfamily H (eag-related), member 8 (gene kcnh8). The transcript is spliced from 16 exons. Bases 113 to 3091 code for a protein of 992 amino acids. Gene Ontology annotation, molecular function: voltage-gated potassium channel activity. Gene Ontology annotation, biological process: regulation of membrane potential; potassium ion transmembrane transport. The record is from RefSeq and is a predicted model, not a curated record. NCBI's taxonomy places the organism in Eukaryota, Metazoa, Chordata, Actinopteri, Cypriniformes, Nemacheilidae. Gene Ontology annotation, cellular component: membrane.